Molecule: messenger RNA, 1970 nt
Organism: Ictidomys tridecemlineatus (thirteen-lined ground squirrel)
Lineage: Eukaryota; Metazoa; Chordata; Mammalia; Rodentia; Sciuridae
Gene: Emc3
Product: ER membrane protein complex subunit 3
Biological process (GO): protein folding in endoplasmic reticulum
Cellular component (GO): membrane; EMC complex
Source: RefSeq, a predicted model, not a curated record
CCCGGCGGCCCAGCUGGAAACCGUGAGCGGCGGAUCAAGACAGUCGCGGAGUCCCUGGCCAGCCAGGUUGAGGAACGUUAGAAGGCCCGGAGGCGAAAUCCAAGAGGAACUCGACUCCCUGCGGCUGGCAUUCGGCUUUCAGAGAAGAUGGCGGGGCCAGAGCUUUUGCUCGACUCCAACAUCCGCCUCUGGGUGGUCCUACCCAUCGUUAUCAUCACUUUCUUCGUAGGCAUGAUCCGCCACUAUGUGUCCAUCCUGUUGCAGAGCGACAAGAAACUGACCCAGGAACAAGUCUCCGACAGCCAAGUCCUAAUUCGAAGCAGAGUCCUCAGGGAAAAUGGAAAAUACAUUCCCAAACAGUCUUUCUUGACACGAAAAUAUUACUUCAACAACCCAGAGGAUGGAUUUUUCAAAAAAACUAAAAGAAAGGUAGUGCCACCUUCUCCUAUGACCGAUCCCACUAUGCUCACAGACAUGAUGAAAGGGAAUGUCACCAAUGUCCUCCCUAUGAUUCUUAUUGGUGGAUGGAUCAACAUGACAUUUUCAGGCUUUGUUACAACCAAGGUGCCAUUUCCACUGACCCUUCGUUUUAAGCCUAUGCUACAGCAAGGAAUCGAGCUACUCACAUUAGAUGCAUCCUGGGUGAGUUCUGCAUCCUGGUACUUUCUCAAUGUAUUUGGGCUUCGGAGCAUAUACUCUCUGAUUCUGGGCCAAGAUAAUGCCGCUGACCAAUCACGAAUGAUGCAGGAGCAGAUGACCGGAGCAGCCAUGGCCAUGCCUGCAGACACCAACAAAGCUUUCAAGACAGAAUGGGAAGCUCUGGAGCUGACGGAUCACCAGUGGGCACUAGAUGAUGUAGAAGAGGAGCUCAUGGCCAAAGACCUCCACUUUGAAGGCAUGUUCAAAAAGGAAUUACAGACAUCUAUUUUUUGAAGACCGAACCAGGAUUAGCUGUGUCAGGAGCGAAGAGUAGCAUUUAACCUUGUAACUUUCGUUGGAGCUGGAGCCUCUGAGAAUAAAAAGGAGGGUGCAAGGGCUGGCGGGCGUGCAGCAAGGCUCGUUCUUGUCUGAGCUGGGUUCCCCUGACGUUGGAAACUAGAGGAAAGAGGAGUAUGCCAGCAAUUCACUAUUUAAAAAAGUGUUUUAAAGUUUCCUUCUGGUGACUCUAGUAGUGACAGUCAGAGAAAGGGGAAAACUCAAGCUACUGAUAAUAUAUAAAAACUUAGCAAAAAUUCCGUCUUUCGAAGAAGCAUUGUCAAUUAUAACUAGUUAUUAUGUUCAGUCAGCCUGACUUCUAACCACAUUGAACUCCUGUUUUCUUGGGAUCCAAGCACCUUCCCCUCUGCAUUUUACCUUUAAUUUUUUGGUUGGUAUUUUUAACUUUACAAAAGUACACCUUUUUCACGUCCCAAAUUUUAGAAACUAUGGAUGAGCAAAAUGAAUAUCCCUGUAUUAUUCACUUUGAGCCCACAGAAGGACACAGAAAAUGUGUCCAAACCUUGUUCAGAGUGAAUACCCAGGGCCAGGGCAGACUUUUGAUAAGCAAACCUUUGAUAAGUCUUAACAUUGUCCAGUGAAAAUCAAUGACCCCGAGGCACUGCCGGCUUCUCAAGUGCCUUUGGGAUUAUCAAAGACAGGUUCAAUAAUAUAAGUUCUUGAUCUAGACUUCAGAAUAUAUCAAACCCAUUGACAAAUCAAUGGUGCUGUACUGUAAAUGGCUACUCAGUUGAACGAAAGACCUCAUUUCCCAGUUACUCUGGACAGGAGAGAAUUCACAUAUCACUGUCAGAGGGGAGAGAAGGCAGCUGCCCAGGAAUCUUUCUGUCUAGAUUAACAGUCCCAGGGAAAUGGCAGAGACCCAUUUCUGUACCAAGAGAUGGAUGUAAUUUGCAUGUUGAGCACUGUAAUCAAGAACAAACGACUCUUGACUCUACAAAUUAAACCAUUCUGUUUUUUCUUUGCCUGUGAAA